CAAAUGCGUAAGUACAUCUUGGAAGCCCGCAAAUAUGGCGGCAUUUUCCGUUGAUUCAGUUUUGGAGUGCGAGUGUGUCCGCUCAAACGCAAACAAACAAACACAAAAUAUGCUUAUUUUUCAAUCUUCAUAUCCAACGAGGUUUCCAAAUCGAUUCAUCUCUCUCGAUUGCUUUCAGGCGCCUGAAACCGUUGCCGAUCGCCUCCCAAUUCCAAUUCCGAUCACCGGCGGCGAAAAGUGCUGAUAAUGAUGGAGAAGGCUGAUCCCGCUCACAAGCUGUUCAACAGAAUGCGACUGUGGGAAUUCCCCGACCAGUACGUGGUGGAGCCCACUGACGGCUCAUCUGCUCCGUUUCUGGUCAUCAGCCGCGUUGAUGGAUCCAUGAAUCUUACGGAGGACAUAACGGACUACGUGAAGUUUCAUGUUCCGAGAACUUGGACGAUAUAUGGUGUGGUUGGGACAGUCAAGCUGAUUGCAGGCAUGUUUUAUUGCUCUGUUUUUAAGUCAAAAUAUGUUGUGUUGGUUUCUGGUGGGGGAGUAAUGGUUGCUUGUCAAGUCAAGUGUUGGUAUAAUGAAUUCAGUUCAUACUUAUUGGUGAUUACUGAACGUGAAUGCGUUGGAUCGUAUAUGGGUUAUCCCAUCUUCAAAAUCACGUCACUGAUGAUUUUUCCUUGUGAUCAUUCUCUCAACAACGCUCCAGAAGAACAAAAAAAGGUGGAGAUUAAAUUUUGUGAGUUGCUCAGAAUUGCCGAGAGGACACCGGGUCUUUAUUUCUCUUAUGACGUGAAUAUAACAUUGAGCACUCAGCGACUGCAUGAUCUGGGCGAGGAAUCGAAGUUGCUUCCACUGUGGAAACAAUCGGUUCUUAAUCUGAAACUUUGUGAAGGCACUCGUAUGUGGAGAAGAGGAGCUGAUUCUGAUGGUUUUGUAGCAAACUUUGUUGAAACAGAACAAAUCAUACAGGUGAAUGGGCAUACUGCAUCUUUUGUUCAGGUUCGAGGAUCAAUUCCAUUACUGUGGGAUCAGAUUGUGGAUAUUACAUAUAAACCCAAGUUUAAUAUUAUUGAAGUUGCGGAAGUCUCUCAAGUAGUUGAGCGGCACUUUUGUGAUCUAAGAAAGAAAUAUGGAAAUGUCCAGAUUGUUAAUCUUGUCAACAAGCAUGGAGGUGAGGGACAUCUAUGUGGAAAGUUUGGCAGUGCAUUACAAAGUCUUGCCAGAGAUGAUCUGAGGUACCUUUUAUUAAAUGAUAAGGGGGAGAAAAAUGAGAGACAAGUUGGAGUGAGCAUGAUUGCUUGUAAAAUGUUGGAAUCACAACUUCGAAGGCUUGGUGUUUUCAAAGCUGAUGAAACUAUCAGAAGACAUCCCAAAUUGGAUGAAAGCUUUAAAAAUUUGUGGGCUAACCAUGGUGAUGACAUUAGCAUCCAGUACACUGGUACUCCUGCAUUAAAAGGAGAUUUUGUCAGAAUUGGCCAGAGGACAGUUCUAGGAAUGCUUAAAGAUGGCUGGAGUUCUCUUUUGCGGUACUACUUAAACAAUUUCUGUGAUGGUACAAAGCAGGAUGCGAUUGAUUUGUUACAAGGACACUAUAUCGUGUCUGUCUCCCAAAGUAUGCUUAGUACAAAAAAGGAAGAUGGAAUUGAGGCCAUAGCUUCCAUUCAACUGGCCCUUUUGCUGAUUACGGUUGGGUUCUUUUUUGCAGCAAUUUCACUAAGGCGAGCUCAACGUGACCCGUGGAAUUUAUUAUUUUCAAUCAUGUGGACGUGUGUGAGUUUGGCGAUAGCAUCUCUCGUGAAGUCUAAGGGGCGGGCUUUCUGUAACCGGCCUCGUCUGCAUCCACCUAGAAAAUGAGCAUGCAUGAGCUUCAAGUGGGCUAUCUGUGACAGCUUUGGCCAAAGUUGCAGCUCAAAAUAUUCAAUGGUUAACUUUUUGUAGUAUGUAUAUGAAAUUUUGAGUUAUAUUAUAUAUUUUCCUUUUUUCAUUUACAUACAGUCCCAAAUAUAACAGUAUAUUAUAUUAUAUACUGCCCAAGUGUAUCAACAUAUAUAUUGUCAUUCGUCGUAAAUGUUGGUAUGUGCAAAAGUGUAUUGACCUUCAACUCUGUAAUUUUUGUGACGAUAAUGGUUAUGCG
Messenger RNA from Striga asiatica, 2128 nucleotides. The record is from the annotation of a GenBank genome assembly. Lineage: Eukaryota; Viridiplantae; Streptophyta; Magnoliopsida; Lamiales; Orobanchaceae.